This is a messenger RNA of Didymella exigua CBS 183.55, 537 nucleotides long. RefSeq lists its product as uncharacterized. The transcript is spliced from 2 exons. The record is from RefSeq and is a predicted model, not a curated record. NCBI's taxonomy places the organism in Eukaryota, Fungi, Ascomycota, Dothideomycetes, Pleosporales, Didymellaceae. The coding region runs from base 1 to 537 and encodes 178 amino acids.
AUGUCGACCAACAAGGACCAGACUUCCACCGCUCAGUCGUACCUCGACCAAGCCACCGGCGCCAUUCAAAGCGCCCUCGGCUCUCUGACAGGCAGUACAGCAGACAAGGCACAAGGCGAAACACGCAAAACCGAAGCCGCCGCCGAAAAGGACCUGUCGCACGCGACCGCCAAAGCCGGCCCCUUCACUACGACCGCCGCGGGCGGCAUCGCAAAGGACGACCCCAACCGGAGCGCGGGCAGCUGGAACCAGAACGUGGGCGCGCUGAAGGAGAGCGUGGGCGGGUUUGUCGGCGCAGAGGGGCUGAAGCAGGCGGGCAUUCAGCAGAAUCAGGAGGGCAAGGCGCAGGAGGCGCAGGGCCAGCUAUCUGAUCUGGGCAAGGGCGUGCAGGAUCGUGUUGGCGGUGCGAUUGGAGGCGCCGUUGCGGGGCUCACGGGUAACGACGCGCAGAAGGCUGACGCGCAGAGGCAGCAUGACGAUGGCAAGGCGCGGCAGAGGGGUGUUGAGGCCGAUCUGCAGAAGCAGGCGCCGCAGUAG